Molecule: messenger RNA, 7557 nt
Organism: Bufo gargarizans (Asiatic toad)
Lineage: Eukaryota; Metazoa; Chordata; Amphibia; Anura; Bufonidae
Gene: ZNF638
Product: zinc finger protein 638
Exons: 25
Coding region: 384-6953 (2189 amino acids)
Biological process (GO): regulation of RNA splicing
Cellular component (GO): nucleus
Molecular function (GO): mRNA binding; zinc ion binding
Source: RefSeq, a predicted model, not a curated record
CCACGGCCGCGCGCACGUCACGGGAGACGAAAGGACGGCGUUGGAGCGCUGAGGAGAAGUCUCCGCGUUUACUCGGUGAGAAAGGUCGCACGGUGCCCUGUGGAGAAGGCCGGCCCUGGACGGCGGCGACGACGUGCAGCGGAGGAGAAGCAAGGGAUAAGGGGCGCAGCUUUGUGUUGUUCUUGGAAAAUUGCGCUCCAGUUGUGAAUACCUUGAACUUUGGAGUUUCUAGUCCAGUCCUCUUGAGCCUUCCUCAUUUUCUGCUUGCCCAGAUUAAGACUCAGUUGGCUCUUCAUCAUUUGACUUCUGUCUCUUCGAACAGUACUUCCCAAAUAUAUGCUUUGUUAAACCAGGCUUUGUUGAAAUUAAGUACUGCUCACACCAUGUUUAACCGUGGAGGCUUUCCUGGGCAGAUGCCGAUGGGCCAUAGUCCAAUGAAUCAACCUGCUAUGAGCCAUCCUGGAAUAACUAUGUCGGGUAUGAAUGUGUCUGGAAUGAAUAUGCCUGGUAUGGGUAUGACUCCGAUGAACCAACCAAAUAUGAAUCUUUCUGGUAUGAACCAUCCUGGCAUGAACCACCAACUUAUGGGCCAUUCUGGAAUGAAUCAUCCAAACAUUGGUCUUUCUGGCAUGAACCAACCCGGCAUCAAUCAGCCCAACAUGAAUAUGAACCAGCCCAAUAUGAACCAGCCCAGUAUGAACCAGCCCAACAUGAAUCUAAAUCCAAUGAACCAUCCAAACAUUAACCAGGGAAGUGGAAUGGGUUUUCUUCCAGAAAUGAAGAAUCAAGCAUUUGGCAUGAGGCCCAUGGACAAUCCUGGGUCCUUUGUUGGCGGAAAUGCAGACCCAAUGGGAAUGAAGGGGAUGCCGACCAGAUCACCUAUGCAGAUGUCUUCUAAUAGACACAUGGUUCCACAAGCUUUGCCCCAACGGUUUGCAAGCCCAAAUGUCCCUGUGCACCAAGGACAACCAAGAAUGCCAGCCCAGAGUCAAGAAAUUCCUACAAUUUUGAACAUGGUCUUGACACAUUCCUCAGAUCGCAUGGGUGGGAAUUCUAAAGCUCCUUUACAGAAUCCUGCACAUCGCAUGAAGAAAAAACGAUGGGAAGAGAACGUGAAUGUAUUUGGAAGUGUAGGUCAAGACAUGGGAAUGAAAUCCGUCCCAAGUGAUACUUCACUCGAAGCUUCAAAUGCCCCGACUCGCUACACAAAUGAAAGCGCCUCAAGUAUUUUAAAAAGCUUUGGCUUAUCCAAUGAAGACCUAGAAGAGCUUAGCCGCUAUCCUGACGAUCAGCUGACACCGUCGAACAUGCCGAGUAUCUUGAGAGACAUCAGAUUGCGUAAAAUGAAUCGAACAACAUCUGUGCCUGAUCAGGCUGCUGGAAGAAGACCUGGAAGUGAAGCUGUACCAAGUAAAGUUAUAGAUUAUGGACAUUUAAGCAAGUACCAGUUUAACAACCCUGCCACGCCUGCACAAACUUACAACUCGCCAAGAAAUGAGCAAAAAACGCCACCGGUUCCCAAAGAGACUGUGACAGUCGUCAAUACAAAUCCGGAGAGGACUCCCGAGACAGGAAUGGAUAACAAAAUCCCCACGAUAUCUGGAAGUCGCAAACCUAAUUGGUCAUCUUCAAAGCCUGAUAGAGCCAACAAAAACACUUUAGUUGGUAAAGGGGCUAAGGCACCUGUCAAUGUCUCAGUGCCCAUCAUUGCUAAGAAUCCUGUGAUUUCUAGUCAACCUGAUGCCUCUGCCAAACCUAAUGCUGUCACUCCGGUUCAAACUGAAUUGACGGCAGCAGUCCAGGUCGUACCAAGCGCAAGCCAAGUCACCUACCAGCAACCCACUGAAACGCCUGCAGCUGAAAAAAACAAGUGGCCGCCAGUCUCGUCUAAAGAAGAAGUUCAGAAAAUGAAGAUGCCAACUCCUUCAAUGAUGAACGAUUACUAUGCUGCUUCUCCUCGGAUCUUUCCUCAUAUCUGUUCUCUGUGUAACGUAGAGUGUAGACACCUGAAGGACUGGAUUAAACACCAGAAUAACUUGUCCCACAUUGAAAGCUGUCGGAAUCUACGUCAAAAGUAUCCUGACUGGAACCCUCAAGUCCUAGCUUCUGUAAGAAAUGAAAACAAAAAAGAUGAACCAACAUCACAUAAAUCGGAGUCUAAAAGUGUCAGCCCUCGGAGAUCUAGAAAGUCUGGGUCGAGGCACAAAUCGCGUUCACGCAGCCCAAGGUCCUCUGGGAGAAGGUCUCGUAGCCGGAGUCCACGUAGGUCUAGGCAUAGCCCAAGGAGGUCACGUAGUCCACGACCACGGUCUCCCAGGAGAUUCAAGCGUUCCUCUCAUAGUGAUUCUCCGGAUAAAAAGGCUGUGGAUGCAGCAGUUAAAAGUUUCAUAGAGGCCAUCAAACCAAAAGCUGUUGAGAAGUCUAAAUCUCUGAAAACAACAACUAGUGUCAAGAAGCCUUCCAAUUCUAAUGUCAGAAGUAAGAAGCCUGUCAGUCCUCUUCCAAAGAAACCCAGCACCUCUGCUUCUAAGGCCAGCAGUACGUCCAGUUCCAGCAGCUCCUCGAAGAAGCCCGCUAGUAGCAGCAAUAGCUCCAAUAAUAAACCCAGCAGCAAUAGUGCAGCACGAAAACCCAGCUCUGGCAGCGCCAGCAGCAAGCCUGUUGUAAGCACAGCGGCCAAAAAGACCACCCCAAGCACUUCCUCUGCAAAGAAGCCGCAGCCAAGCAAACCGCCAGCUGAUGAGCAGCCCCCCAGCUCACCUAUAUCUGAAGAGGCACAUAACCUCUCAAAUAAGUUUACAAGUAGAAACAACACUCGCAAAAUUGUUCAUGUCACCGACCUUCCAGAUAGCGGCUAUACAGAUCAAGACCUCUUGAAAAUAGUCCAGCCCUUCGGAAGAGUCUGCGAUAUCCUUAUCGUUCAGUCGAAAAAUGAGGCCUUCAUAGAAACCAACUUUAGAGAAGCAGCCACAGCGGUGAUCAAAUACAGUGAAACAACGCCCAUCAUGAUAAACAACAAGCGGGUCACCCUGUCAAUGCCCGGCCAGAGCAAAAAACCUGUGAUUGCGGAGAAGGUUGAACACAUGGAAGAAGAACCUGCUAAAGCUCCAGCAGAGACAGCUGCACCUGAGAAAGAAAAGGAAGACAAGAAGUCGCAAGAGACGUCCAAACAUGAUCUAGAGGUUCCUCCUGGUUUUGUCAAGAGCUACAUGCUGGACGAUCCACCACUGAAGCAAAACGAGAAAUGUGUUAUACUGAUAUCUAACCUACCCGAAGCCCAGUACACGGUGGACGAGAUUGCCAACUUGGCCAAACCGUUUGGCGGCGUGAAGGACAUUCUCUUAGUUGCCAACCACAGAAAGGCGUACCUGGAGCUGACCAAUAGGAGUUCUGUGGAUUCCAUGAUAAAGUUUUAUGGCGUUUUCCCAACUUACCUGAGUGGAAAUCUGUUGAGCAUAUGCGUCGCUCAGAGGUACAAGGACCUAAAAAAUGAGGACUUGAUAUUCGCAGAUCUCAUAGAACAAUCUUCUUACAAGAUUAUACCUACAAUUUAUGAAAAGUUUGUCCAUCUCACCGACCUCCCUGAAAAAGAUGUGGAGGACUUUGCGAUCAUUCGUAUUGGGCGUCGUUUUGGGAAAGUUGAGCACCAUGUGUAUUUCAGUAAUAAGAAGAAGGCAAUACUUCACUUGCAUAGUCCCAGCGCUGCCAAAGCAAUGUAUAGCUUUCUGACCCAGUAUCCGUGCAGUAUUGCGGACAACGUCGUACAGUGCUCUCUUCCUUCCAAGACUGAACUAGCAGAGGAUGAAUAUAUAAGCUAUAUUGAAGAGGACACACCAAGAACAAACAGCAACUUAGAGAAAGCUGCAUCAGAAGUUGCUGAAUCUAAAGAAUCUGACAAAAAGGAAGAGAAACCAUCACAGCCUAAAGAGGAGGUGUCUAAUGAACCUGACAAAAAGGAAGAGAAACCCUCACAGUCUAAAGAGAAGGGGUCUAAUGAACCUGACAAAAAGGAAGAUAAAUCCUCACAGCCUAAAGAGAAGGGGUCUAAUGAACCUGACAAAAAGGAAGAGAAACCCUCACAGCCUAAAGAGAAGGGAUCUAAAGAACCCAACAAAAAGGACGAGCAACCCUCACAGCCUAAAGAGAAGUGGUCUAAAGAACCCAACAAGAAGGACGAGAAACCCUCACAGCCUAAAGAUAAGUGGUCUAAAGAACCCAACAAGAAGGACGAGAAACCCUCACCGCAUAAAGAUAAGGGGUUCAAAGAACCCAACAAGAAGGAUGAUAAACCCUCACAGCCUAAAGGUAAAGGGUAUAAAGAACCCAACAAAAAGGACGAUAAACCCUCCCAGCCUAAAGGUAAGGAGUCUAAAGAACCCAACAAGAAGGACGAGAAACCCUCACAACAUAAAGAUAAGGGGUCUAAAGAACACAACAAGGACGAGAAAUUCUCACAAUCUAGAGAUAAGGGGUCUAAAGAACACAACAAGAAGGACGAUAAAUUCUCACAAUCUAAAGAUAAGGGGUCUAAAGAAUCCAGCAAGAAGGACGAGAAACCCUCACUGCCUAAAGAUAAAGUGUCUAAAGAACCCAACAAGCAAGAAGAAAAAUCCUUACAGCCUAAAGAUAAGGAGUCUCAGGCCAGACCUGUGCUUUCCUCUCCUGCCAUUCAGUCUGAAAUGGAUGUAGACACAGCAGAAUGCGAGGGGCCAUCAGAACCAACGCAGUCUGUGGAAUCUGAAAAAAUCUCUGGUCAAGCUGCAGCUGACCACCCAAGUGUUGAACUCGUACCUUCCCCCUGUAUGGCUGUGACAACAGAGGAUGAUAAUGAUGAUGAUAUUAAUGAUGAUGAUGAUGAAGAUGAUGAUGAAGAGGCAGCACAGGCGCCUGAGGCCCCUUUCACAUCUCAUGUAUGUAUACAGGCAGAACCAGAGGUACAGCAUCCAGAGCCUCAGCCAGUGUCUCAGCCUCAAGUGUUGGAUGAUUUGGAUAUUCUCGUAUCUGUAGAAUCGGAUGAAGAGGAAUCUGAAGGACAGCAUAACUUUAUCCUCAAUGCCGAGCAAGGUACACAGCCUCGGCCAGUCACCGAUAUGGCCAAGCUUCUUGAUACAAAAACCUCUGCAGACAAAGGGCCAAGUGGCAGCUCAGAGUCUGAAGGGAAAGAAGUCACUAAAGAUGCCCAGAACACUAUUGGCACUGCUGAUGAAGGCUCAAAUAAGGAGACAUCCAAACACAGCAUAGAGAAACAUGGGCACCAUGUACCAACAAAAGGCAGAGAUGAUUUGUUUGCAACUGAGGCAACUGAAACAUCAGAUGGAUCCAUUGUCAGGACCGCAAAAUAUUACGCCCAAAAGGGAGAGAUCUCCGUGACUGUCACAUUAGAGAACCAGAAGUCUAAUUCAAAAACUGAGUCCAGAAAGAGGACAUCAAGAGAAAGGGGAUCUUCCUCCCAUGAAAGCAGCACGCCAAGGUCAAGUAGCAACAGGUCGAGCCCUGCUGAUAGUGCCUAUAAGACGGCCUCCAGUUUUUCUCAGAAGAAAACCACUGGAAAAUACAGCUCUUCACAGCCGGAGAGAGACUCUAAGGAUACCAGGUCGCGGGAGAGAGAGGCACGAUCAAGUAGCAGAUGGAAUGAAAGAAUGAGAGGCAGUAGUUCACGUUACUCACGAAGCUCCAAGAGCAACAAUCGGAGUCCAAGAUCUAAAGAGGGAGAUGAAGAAACUUUCCCUUUCAACCUGGAUGAGUUUGUUACAGUUGAUGAGAUUGUAGAAGAGCAUGUAGACUCUGUGACCAGUGCAGAAGCUGAGGAGGAAAAGCCCGAUGCUGCCAGAAAGGGAAAAAGGAAAGAAAAUGACCCUCUUCCUUCAGAUACAAAAAAAUCCAGAGUGACGAGCACAGCGUCACACAAACGGUCCUUUGUAACUUUAGAUGAAGUUGGUGAUGAAGAAGAAAAUGCUAAUGUUAAAAAAGACCAGGCCGAUGAGUCUGCCAAACCCCUGGUGACAACAGAGGAGGGCCCUCCUGCCAGCGCGGAGCAGGUGCUGAUGACCCUGGAUGAGAUAAGUGAUGACGAGGAUGCCCAAAACUUUUCCACGGGGCAGCAGUCCUCAAAAGCGCCAGAGAUCUUAACUAAAGAUCAGCUGCUCACACUGGAUGAGGUCAACGAGGAGGAAGAGGAACACACAACACCUCCCAAGUCUCAAGAAGCGGUAGAGACCAAAUUACUGGAUGACAAGGAUACCAAGGAUAAUGGUAAAGAUCCAGAAGAUAAACACAAAACUGAUGUCCAGCAGGAUGCUCCUACCAAUGGAGACCACUCAGAGCAGGCCCUGUUGACUUUGGAUGAGGUGAAAGCAGAGGAUGAUGAAAUGUCUUUUGCAGAUAUCGAGCACCAGUUCCUGACAGUGGAUGAAAUUGGGGAAGAGGAGGAAGAGUCUGAGAGAAAAGCUGAACGUAAACCAUCAGAUACUAAGGAGUCCAGCAAAGCCGAACCUACAUCAACUGUGAAGAGGGGACGACCCCGGAAAAGACCACUCCCUCAAAGUGCUGAAGACAAUAAAGACUCAUCAGUGCUGGCUUCCCCUGAUACAAGUAAAGGAGAUGCAGCAGAGAAAUCCCCAGCAAAACGAAACCAGUCUCAAGGCAGCGAGGGAGAAGCUGACGGGGUACAGAGUAGCACAUCUGCGUCUCCAGAUAAUACAGAAUCAGCUGAUGGAAAGUCUGAUGCUGACACCCUGGCCAAGAAGGCAAAACUGGAAAUUCCACCGGGCGAAAAGACUAAACUGGCGCCCUUCAACUCCAACACCCCUGUCGGGCUGGAAUUUCUUGUACCGAAGACAGGAUAUUUCUGUGAAUUGUGUUCACUUUUUUACAUGGAUAAUUUAUCGAAGCUGAAGCACUGCAGGAGCCUGCGACAUUACCAAGCAGUUGAGAAACAUUUGGCCAAGUUGUAAGCCGCUUCCUAAAGGGAAAUCUUCCAGCACGUGAUGUCCAUCAUCGCUAGAGACUCUGACUCCUGAGGCCAGACUAUAGUUUUUGGGUCCAUUGUGUACAUUUUCUUAGGGCAGACGUUAAUGUUGUACUAUAAAGCACUCGCUAGACUUUUUUUUUUUUUUUUUUUUCCCCCUCUCUUUAAUUUUACCAGAGGAGCAUUCUGUAAAUCUCAUGCUAAAUUUAAGUUACUGUAUUAAUGUUGAGGAUAAAAAUGGGGGUUUAAAUUGAACUUGAUAUGGCGCCAUUACUGUGAUGUGAACUGUAUUAUUUUGGGUCAGGGCUGAUCCACUUUUCCCUACAUAAAAUGUUUGAGCUUUACACCACAAUCGCAUCCCCAGUGUCGUAAUCAAUUGUAUUGUGACAGAAAAUACUACAGAAUCUUUUCGUCUUUUAGUUUUUAAACAGAUUAAUUUUAUAUGAAGUCUGGUUUCAUCCCCCGUUACUAACCCUUGAUGGCGUAGACGAGGGCUUAAUCCACUGAUUCUUAGUUGCAGUUGAAUUAGGGACACUGUUUUCAUCAUUUUUUUUUUUUCUCGUUUCCCCCCCCCCCCCCCCAUUUUGUCA